Messenger RNA from Phycodurus eques (leafy seadragon), 576 nucleotides. It is a transcript of the gene dnajc19, whose product is annotated as DnaJ (Hsp40) homolog, subfamily C, member 19. Lineage: Eukaryota; Metazoa; Chordata; Actinopteri; Syngnathiformes; Syngnathidae. Gene Ontology annotation, molecular function: ATPase activator activity. The record is from RefSeq and is a predicted model, not a curated record. The transcript is spliced from 6 exons. Bases 136 to 486 code for a protein of 116 amino acids. Gene Ontology annotation, biological process: protein import into mitochondrial matrix. Gene Ontology annotation, cellular component: PAM complex, Tim23 associated import motor.
UUAACGCAGACGGACCUGGAUUUUGUUGGGGUUUUACGACAAUUUCUCACCAUUUCCGACAUAAACACACGGACGUCAGUCAACAUGAGGUCAAAAGUUAUUAUCCUCAUCUGUUCUUAACGAAAGAUAAGUGAUAUGGCCGGCUCCAUGGUGGCAGCGGGGCUAGUUUUGGCCGCAGCUGGAUUUGCAGGUCGCUAUGCCAUGCGGGCCAUGAAGCAGAUGGAGCCCCAAGUGAAACAGGCCCUUCAGAUCUUCCCAAAGAAUGCCUUCGGAGGGGGUUACUAUCGAGGUGGUUUUGAACCAAAGAUGACUCAGAGAGAAGCUGCAUUGGUUUUAGGUGUAAGUCCAACUGCCAGUUGGAAUAAGAUCAGAGAGGCCCACAGAAAACUGAUGAUACUAAACCACCCAGACAGAGGCGGCUCUCCCUACCUAGCAGCAAAGAUUAAUGAGGCUAAAGAUCUAAUUGAAGGCCAGGCAAAGAAGUGACAAGACUGGCCCAAGCAAAUUUACUAAUCUUGUUGCACAUGAGAAAUAAUUUUGUUUGCAAAUAAAUCACAUUGUAUAAAUUGAACCAUU